Scylla paramamosain (green mud crab) is the source of this 3256-nucleotide messenger RNA. RefSeq lists its product as uncharacterized. Gene Ontology annotation, biological process: synapse organization. Gene Ontology annotation, cellular component: neuron projection membrane. The record is from RefSeq and is a predicted model, not a curated record. Lineage: Eukaryota; Metazoa; Arthropoda; Malacostraca; Decapoda; Portunidae. The transcript has 8 exons. Bases 759 to 1328 code for a protein of 189 amino acids.
UUAUAAUUUUCAAUUAUAAAGUUUUCGUAUUUUCUUAGCUGGAGAGAGAGAGCGACAACAGAGGAAAAACGAGUGAAAAGCCAAGUGAAAACUCGCCUUGUGCUUAUAAGACUGCCUGCCAUGCAAGUGACGCGCGGACAUCCAGGCCAUAGCGUGGGCACCGCAGGUCUGGUGAGGACAGGCGGGCUGCGGGCGGCCUCUGACUCCCUGUCUUCAGUCUUGUUGCCGCGACUCAGGUGAGCGGUUGGCCCUGCUUCCCACCGCCGCGUUCCCCACCUGCUCACGCGUCGCUUCAACAACUUUGCAGAAAAUUUCAAGGCUGUUCAGCUGAUAGUGCAUGAAUAAGUCUGUGUGCUGUACAAGGAUGUGUGGCUGAAAAAAGUGUGACUUAGAUAAAAUAACAAAUUUCAUGAAAGUGGAAUACUUAAUUUUUCUUCUGCUUCUGAUUUCCGGUUCCCAAGUGAAUAUAAAAAAAAAAGAACAUCCCGAGCAAGCUUGUGAAUGGUGAUCUCAGUGACUGAAGGCAGGAAGCGUGGCCGUGACGGUGGCCUUCCUCAACUGACCGCCGGCUGCCUCGUUGUCGCUCCAGUCGUUGGUAACUCGUGCCCCUCUUGAGACUCGCGUCCGCCGAAGUGAUGUCCUUCAGCCAACUUUGAUACGGAGUCGGCACACUGACGGGGAGCGUGGUGCCAAGUCUCCUCAGGACAUACAAGGACAUCAGUUUGGCCUGCAAGUUUGUGUGUGCCGAAGACGAGACGAUGCGCCAAAACCACCUGCUGAACAUACGCUCUCUCCUCCUGCCUCCGCCGUCAGCCGUGGUGCUGCUGGUGGUGGAGGUAGUGCUGGUGGUGUGUCCCGCCCCCACCGACGCGGUCCAGGCGAUGGCUGGCCUCGGCACUGGCUGGCGGGAACAAACAGAUUGGCGUGAGGAACAGCCUGCCACCUCCCUCCGCCGCGGCCCCCACCUGCUGCCGGACCUGCCCUCCACCGUGGCAGUCACAGCCGGUAGACUCGCCACACUGCCCUGCCGCGUCACCAACCUCAAGGGCAGAUCAGUGUCGUGGAUAAAGCAUGAGGACCUGCAGGUGCUGGCCACGGAGGAGGUCAUCAUCACCACCGACCAGCGCAUCAAGGUGAGGGCGUGGCGUGCCGGCGCGGUAUGGGCGUGGGACCUGCUCAUCGAGGAGACGCAGCUGGCGGACGCGGGAGUGUACGAGUGUCAGGUCAACACUCGACCCAAAAUAUCACAUCCUGUCACCCUAGAAGUCUAUCAGGGCGGGGCAGUGAUCGCAGGGCCCUCGGAGGUGUACGUGGAGGCGGGUUCCUGACUGCUACUCACCUGCUGGGUCGAGGCGCCGCCCCGGCCGCCGGGCCCCAUCACCUGGCUGAGGGAACAGCGCCCCAUCACCGCGGAGGGAAGCAGGGGCGGCGUGAGUCUCCACCAGGCUCAACAAGGUGCAAGGGCGAGCGCAAGACUUUCCCUUACCAGCGUCAUGCCGCACGAUGCGGGGAACUACACGUGCCAGCCACAGGAUCUCGAUCCAGCCACUGUGUCUGUGUUCGUCCUCAGAGACGAGAAGCCCCGAGCUAUGCAUCACGACUCGGCCCCUCAGCCAGCUUCCCUUCACCCUGCCCUGCUGGCCGUUGCGCUCCUCUCCUCUCGCUGGCUUAGAUGAUGGCUGUAGCUUCCCUGCAUAUGGCCCGAGCCUUUCCAUCCUUGCAGCCUUGAAUGCGACGCACCACUGUCAUAUUGCAGUGCUGAGCCAGUUACCUAGUUCAGUUGACUGCCUUGUGCAUCACAAUGGAUAGAUAACUUUUUUUUUUUUCAGAGCUCGUGUGCGUAUUUCAGACCCCCGUUUUUUUUUUUUUUUUUUAGGAGAACGUUUUGUAUUCAUCUUUCUCUUUUUUCAUUGUGUCGUGAGUUGUAAUAUCUAUUACUUCAAUGGACUCCCUGCUUAUCCUUCAACAUAAGGACAAGAAAUUCUGCAGUAAGAAUGGUAGUUCAGGGCUGGAGUUUUCAUGUCUCUCUUUACCCGCGCCUCAGAGCAAUAGAUAGACGAUAUUUAGUGCUGGUCUAUGAUACAUCUCCUCAUCGACUUUUUUUCUCUUUUUCCUUAAGUUUCCUUUUUCCUUAAGUUGUCUCGCCAAGCCCUCUGAGGGGAGACGUGUGAACUUAUCCACUCAUCGUACAAAAGCCAUUUCUUCUCUCGAGCAGCUGCGAACUUAAAUAUAAUUUUGCUAUGUAUAGAGUCGAGUCCUUCAAACAAAGCCCUCAGAGCUUUUCUUUUCUUGGGUCCGCUGGGAGGAAUCUGAGUUUUACAUAAAAAAGGCAAAAUAUGUACACAUCUGCUAUAAUGGGUCACAUCAAUGUGCUUACUAAGGCCUAUGUUCUCUUUGAUCUGUUAUCGACGUGCAUUUCCCACAACUGGCAAGCAAAGUGAUAAUAGAUCCCUAUCACUCAUGCCCACCGCCUAGAGCAGUGGUUCCCAGACUCGGGGGUGCGUCCCCCCUAGGGGGACGUGAGGAGAAUGCAGGGGAGGCGUAAUGUCAUCUGAGAAAAAAAAAGUCAAUAAUUGAAUUACUCCAAGAACAAGUAUAUCGUGCAAAGCAGCAGCAUCCAUCUCACUGUUGAAACCAUGGUAUUUAUGUAAUCAAUUUUAAGUUUCAGUAUUUUGAGAAUUUAAAUAUUAUGGGCGUGCCAUGUCUUCAAGAAUCAUAUUUAGUUUGCAGAACAGUGCAUGCCGUGGUUAAUUCAAGUUAUUUACUGGAAUUAUUUCCGUGUCACGUCUUUAUAUUUCAUGUUCAGUUUGUAAGACUGUGCAUAUCUCCCUUUCAAACUUUUACUUACUGGUGUAAGUGUCUUUACACUUCGGUGUUGUGAGAGCUUGUAAUGUCUUGUAUAUAUGUGCUGUGCAUUGAAAUUUCAUUAUUAAUUUAUGAAACUAAGGGUAUCUUAGUUUGAUUUGUUUACUGGAAAGUCUUUAUAUUUCAUUUGGUACUAUGAGAAUUCGAAAUAUUAUGUUCCUGCAUGUCCUCAUAUUUUCGUAUCUGGUUUAUGGAACAUUGCAUAUCAUGGAGUCAGUCAUUUACUAGAUUUAGUAUACGUAUAUUAAUUUCAGUGUUACAAGUGUUUACAUGUAUUAUAUGCAUUGUUUUCAAUUUAUUUUAGAUUUUUAAGCAUUGCGGAUCCAUUUUGAUAUUUUCCUAAUUUCUUAAAAAAAAAGCAAUUGUUUAAUUAAAAUGUCUCGUGGCCAUA